Molecule: messenger RNA, 333 nt
Organism: Soboliphyme baturini
Lineage: Eukaryota; Metazoa; Nematoda; Enoplea; Dioctophymatida; Soboliphymatidae
Source: the annotation of a GenBank genome assembly
AUGGUAGAGGAGUUAUUGAAGAAAGAACUUGCCACUUAUACUCUUACUUCAUAUGGUGUACCGGGAGGCGGGUGCAUUAACCAAGGCCACGGUUAUAUGACCGACGCAGGACCGGUGUUCGUGAAACGCAAUUCCAAGGAAGAGGCAAAACAGAUGUUCGAUGGUGAAUAUGCGUCGUUGGCGAAACUUUAUGCAACGAAUACCGUACCCGUUCCAAAACCAAUAAAGGUGAUUGAUAAUCCAGCUGGCGGGGCGCUGUUUGUCGCCGAGUACAUCGAACUGCAUGGUCUUUCACGAUUUUCAGCGGAGUUGGGACGUCAGUUGGCCAGGUAA